AUGGGAGAAACAGAUGCACUGAAGCUCAUGGGAGUGGUAUCAAAAGAUAAUAAAGGUGAUGCGAGAGUAACAAGUAUCAGCUUGUUAAAGGCACAAGCAAUGCAUGUAACGGUCUUAGCGCCGUUGAUUGAGAAUAAGAUCGUAAUAGUGAAUGCAUCUGCGCUGAUUCACAAAGCGAUACACGCAACCACUUCUGGUCAAUACUUAAAGACGCUUGAAAUCGCAGGUAUAUAUGUGCACAAAAAUGGAGGCUACACUGACAUUGUAGAGAAGAAUAAAAUGUCGACGUUUAAGCAGUUUGAUGACGUGUGCACUAAGACAUUAGGUUGUGCGUCCGUUUAUUUCGUUUUAGAUGGUGGAGUUCCACCGGCCAAACAGCAAGAGAAACAAAGGCGUCGGGAGGAAGCUGAGACUGCGUGGCAAGAGUGGCUUGCUUUAUAUAAGAUAUGGCAUGGCUCGAGCUCGAAGGCCCUUGUUGUUAGCGGCUAG
Sphaeroforma arctica JP610 is the source of this 489-nucleotide messenger RNA. RefSeq lists its product as hypothetical. NCBI's taxonomy places the organism in Eukaryota, Ichthyosporea, Ichthyophonida. The record is from RefSeq and is a predicted model, not a curated record. Bases 1 to 489 code for a protein of 162 amino acids. The transcript has a single exon.